Hyposmocoma kahamanoa is the source of this 2460-nucleotide messenger RNA. Its product is annotated as probable peroxisomal acyl-coenzyme A oxidase 1. Gene Ontology annotation, molecular function: fatty acid binding; acyl-CoA oxidase activity; FAD binding. Bases 94 to 1965 code for a protein of 623 amino acids. Lineage: Eukaryota; Metazoa; Arthropoda; Insecta; Lepidoptera; Cosmopterigidae. The transcript has 12 exons. Gene Ontology annotation, cellular component: peroxisome. The record is from RefSeq and is a predicted model, not a curated record. Gene Ontology annotation, biological process: fatty acid beta-oxidation using acyl-CoA oxidase; lipid homeostasis.
AGUUGGUUAAAAAUAAUCAAAAAGCUUAAUAAUAUGAAACGUAGUUACUCCACAUUGUACUAAAGUAAACUGUUGAAUAUUACAGAAAGCAUAAUGUUAAGCAAUAAGGAGUUUUUUGAAGGCACGCCAGAUGAAUAUUUGAGCCAUAAAGAGAAGUACGAGAAUGCUGUUAAGAAGUCUGUACAGAUUUUCGGUCUAGUUCGAAAACUUCAAGAGGAGGGCAAGAUGGUGUUGAAUAAUUACAGGGACCUCUUAGGGGGACUGCUCGGUGCAGCUGCAACUCGUGACGGAUCGCCUUUAGGGCUACAUUACAUCAUGUUCAUGCCAGCCAUUCUUAGCCAGGGCGAUGACGACCAGAAGGCCUAUUGGAUUAGCAGAGCAUGGAAUUGCAGUAUUAUUGGUAGUUAUGCUCAAACGGAGUUGGGUCACGGCACGUUCAUCCGUGGGCUGGAGACGACUGCCACUUACGACCCUUCUACCAAAGAGUUCGUGCUGCACAGCCCCACGCUCACCUCUUACAAGUGGUGGCCAGGCGGAUUGGGCCAUACAGCAAACUAUUGCAUUGUAAUCGCUCAACUGUACACAAAAGGCCAAUGCCACGGUAUUCACCACUUUAUAAUCCAAGUCAGAGAUGAUGAAACACACGAGCCCCUGCCAGGAAUUAAAGUCGGCGAGAUCGGAGCAAAGUUAGGUCUGAAUGCUGUCAAUAAUGGUUUUUUAGGAUUUGAUCAUGUAAGGAUACCAAGGAACCAGAUGUUGAUGAGACACGCUCAAGUUUUGGAGGACGGUACUUACGUAAAAUCUCAGCAUAAUAAGCUAAACUAUGGAGCUAUGGUAUUUGUGCGUGUGGUUAUAGUGUUCGAUAUGGUGAAUUACCUGUCUAAAGCUGUCACGAUUGCUACAAGAUACUCUGCUGUAAGAAGACAGGCCUCAAUUAAAGAAGGUAAACCAGAGUGCCAAAUUCUGGAUUACGUAACGCAGCAGCACAAACUGUUUAUCGGUAUCGCAGCUUGCCACGCGUUGAGGAUAACAGGAAUAAAACUGUGGGACACAUUCAACGAUAUCCAAGAGCAACUCAUCAGUGGAAACUUGGAAAGACUUCCGGAGCUACACGCUCUAGCCUGCUGCCUCAAAGCUGUAAGCACAUCAGAUACAGCAGCCAAUGUGGAACGGUGUAGACUCGCAUGUGGUGGCCACGGCUACAUGCAGUCCUCUCACCUGCCUCUUACUUAUGGCAUUGUCACUGCCGCUUGUACUUAUGAGGGAGACAACACUGUAUUACUGCUGCAGACGGCCAGAUUUUUAGUAAAAACGUGGCAACAUGUAGACUCUGCCAAACUAACACCGACUGUGGCAUAUUUAAAAACUGCUGCAUCAAAAUGUGGUGACAAUUGGGAGAAUUCUGUUGAGGGCAUCAUUAAGGGAUUCGAAAUUGUUGCGAUGAGGAAAAUCUCAUCUUGUGUGGCAAACAUGCAGAAUAGGGUAGCAAGCGGUAUGUGCUAUGAAGAUGCAUGGAAUAUUACAUCUGUGCAACUCGCGGCUGCGGCAGAGACCCAUUGUCGAGUGAUAAUAAUCUCAACGUUCUACGAGGAGGCAAGUAAAGCUGCGGCCUCGAUGUCGCCAGCACUUAGAACUGUCGUCACACAAUUGGUAGAGCUCUAUGCUGUCUAUUGGGCUCUGGAGAAACUUAAUGAUUUGCUUCGGUACACAGCAUUAACAAAGGCAAACGUGGAUACACUUCAGCUAUGGUAUGAGGAACUACUUACAAAACUUCGCCCAAACGCUGUCGGGUUGGUAGACGCUUUUGAUAUACCAGAUGAGAUACUGCGGUCAACUUUGGGGUCAUGGGAUGGACGAGUGUACGAGCGACUGAUGGAGGAAGCCCUAAAGAGCCCAUUAAACGCGCAGCCCGUCAACGACACUUUCCACAAGUACCUCAAGCCGUUCAUGCAGGGGAAACUAUAGAACAAUAACGGAACAUAACUACGUAGUACAUACAAUAUGCGUGAAAACACUCACUAGUUUGUGAUAAUUACAAAAGUAACUGCUGAAAUUUUUUGUAAAUUAAUUGCUUCCACUAUCUUAAGCUGGGUAUUGCAGAGUAUUUUAAUCAGAAUUUAUUGAUUACGGCGCGUUCGAAAUUAUCAAAAUAUUUAUUUGUUUUGUCAUAUGUAUGUUCUAUCCCAGUGCUUGGUUAAAGACGUCCCCUUCUUUUUCCAUUGAUUCCGGUUUCGGGCAACAUCAAGAUCUAUGAUAAUUAUCCAUGAUCAUUCAUAGUUCUGCCGAUUAAAUGUUUGAUCAAACAUUGAUAAACAAACAAACAGUGAUAAAACUAAAUAAUCAAACGACAAUAACAUUACCAAAUUCGAAAUUAUCAAGAUAUUUAUUUGUUUCGAUAAUUAUUAUUAAAAGCCUGUUCUAUCCUCUUUUUAUUAACUGCCUCCGUGGCCGAACGGUUAC